This is a messenger RNA of Oreochromis aureus, 5412 nucleotides long. It is a transcript of the gene snx13, whose product is annotated as sorting nexin 13. Gene Ontology annotation, cellular component: early endosome. Gene Ontology annotation, biological process: positive regulation of GTPase activity. The transcript has 25 exons. The record is from RefSeq and is a predicted model, not a curated record. The coding region runs from base 147 to 3011 and encodes 954 amino acids. Gene Ontology annotation, molecular function: phosphatidylinositol binding. NCBI's taxonomy places the organism in Eukaryota, Metazoa, Chordata, Actinopteri, Cichliformes, Cichlidae.
GUAAACCUUGCAAACAUGGCGACGCUCCGAAGACAGUACGGAGAUUGGAAAUACGACCGAUUUUAACCAAGAAAAUCACCUCCUCUUCGCAUGUUACAAUGUGGUGGGGUUAGCCAGAGCCGCCGCAACUCACAGCCUUUUAGACGAUGUUUGCAGAGGCCAGUCUGUCCAUCUGGGGAUGGGGGGGUCUUGGAGUUGUGCUGUUCCUCGUCACUUUUGGACCCUUUGCCAUAUUCUACCUGGCCUUUUAUAUCUUCUGCUUCAUUGGAGGGGGCUUUGCGGUCACUUUGCUUUAUGGAAAGAUUAACUCGGAGAAACACCUGGAAAAGUGCGAGCACUCGUACUUACCACCCACACAAAUUGGUAUACUGAAGACGUUGGAUGAGAUGAAGCUGGAGAUGAAGCCUAUAAAAAUUGACAGAAGACUCACAGGCUCUAGUUUCAUAGAUGAACCACUACAGCAGGUGAUCCAGUUUGCACUGAGAGACUACAUCCAAUACUGGUACUACACCCUGAGCGAAGAUGAGUCCUUCUUACUAGAGAUCAGACAGACGCUGCAAAAUGCCCUUGUCCAGUUCUCCACACGGUCCAAAGAGGUGGACUGGCAGCCUUACUUCACCACUCGCCUGGUGGACGACUUUGCCACACAUUUACGCGUUUUCAGAAAAGCCCAGGAUCGCCUCGGUGACAGAGAGGACAAACUAAGGGACAUAACAGACGAUCUGAUGGAGUCUUUCUUUGAGGCUGAGGUGGAGAUGGAAAGGAAGAUUUGUCGAGAUGUUGUGUGCACCUCACAAAAAGAUGAAGAAGGGUUUCUUCGGGACUUGUGUGAAUUGCUUCUGUACCUGUUACUACCUCCUGGAGAUUUCCACAAUAAGAAUAUGAGAUACUUCCUAAGGGAGGUGCUGGCGCGUGGUGUGCUGCUUCCUUUGAUCAACCAGCUGAGUGACCCAGACUACAUCAACCAGUUUGUCAUAUGGAUGAUCCGGGAUAACAGCUGUAACUAUGAAGCCUUCAUGAACAUCCUGAAGUUAACAGAUAAGCCUGCUGAGCUGGAGGCCGUUAAAGACAAGGUGCUGGAGGAGCUGCAGUUUCUCCGCUCCCUGGACACUGCUGGAGAUGACAUUAAUGUGAUCAAGAACCAGAUCAACAGUCUUCUGUUUGUGAAGAAGGUGUGUGAGACCAGGAUCCAGAGACUGCAGUCUGGCAAGGAGGUGGAUGCCUUUAAGCUGGCAGCCAACUUUGGAAAGCUGUGUGUCAUCCCACUGGAUCACAUCCUCGUCCACAACAUAGCCCUGCAGUUCUUCAUGGACUUCAUGCAGGCAGCGGGGGCCCAGGCCGAGCUGUUCUUCUGGCUCACAGUGGAGGGAUACAGGGUGACGGCACAGCAGCAGCUGGAGGCCAUGCAGAGCUGGCAGAAGGACGGCAAGAAGCAGCCUAGUGCCACUAAAGGGCUGCUGAAGGCAGCUGCACUGGGUGUCUAUGAACAAUACCUCUCUGACAAGGCGUCCCCCAGGGUGCAGGUGGACGAGGCAUCACUAACAAGGCUUGGGGAGAAGCUACGGAAAGACGACCCCACGCCAGAGAUAUUUGAUGAAAUCCAGAGAAAGGUGUAUGACAUGAUGCUACGCGAUGAGCGGUAUUACCCGUCCUUCAAGCAGAGCCCUCUCUAUGUCCGCAUGCUUGCAGAGCUGGACAUGUUGAAAGAGCCAAGCUACCGAGGGUCUGAUGAUGGUGAUGGAGAGUCCUUUAAUGGUUCUCCAACAGGAAGCAUAAACCUAUCUUUGGAUGACUUGCCCAAUUCCUGCCAUGAUGAAUCUAUGCACCUUCAUGCCUUCAUCUCUGACACAGGGGUGUGCAAUGACCACGGUAAGACCUACGCACUGUACGCCAUCACUGUGUUUAGACGCAACCAAGAUGGCAGUGAGGAAACCUGGAAGACCUACCGCCGCUACUCAGACUUCCAUGACUUCCAUAUGAGAAUCACUGAACAGUUUGAGAACCUGGCAUCAAUCCUCAAGCUGCCAGGAAAGAAGACCUUCAAUAACAUGGACAGAGACUUCUUGGAGAAGAGAAAAAAAGACCUCAAUGCUUACCUACAGUUGCUGCUGAACCCAGAGAUGGUGAAGGCCUGCCCAACUCUGAUCCCUUACGUGUAUGACUUCCUAGAAAACAAGGCCUAUAGCAAGGGCAAAGGAGAGUUUGCACGGAAGAUAGACACAUUUGUGAACCCUCUGCGGAGCUCCAUGAGAAACGUGUCCAAUGCAGUAAAAGCAUUCCCAGACAGUUUAGCAGAGGGAGUGAACAAAGUCUCCGACAACAUGGGCCGCAUGUCAGAAAAACUGGGUCAGGACAUCAAACAAUCCAUACUGAAGGUGCCUCCACUCCUCCCCAAGUCUGAAAUCGACCCUGAGCACUGUCGAGUCUCCGCUCAGCUUGACGACAAUGUGGAUGAUAAUAUCCCACUCCGGGUAAUGCUGCUGCUGAUGGACGAGGUGUUUGAUCUCAAAGAGAAGAACCAGUGGCUGCGCAGGAAUAUUAAGAACCUUCUGCAGCAGCUCAUCAGGGCCACAUAUGGAGACACAAUCAACAGGAAAAUCGUGGAUCAUGUGGACUCCCUGACGUCACCAGAGCAGGUGGCAGAUUACGUCAAGAGGUUCAGGGAUUCCUACUGGCCCAAUGGUAUCCUAGCUGAGACUCCGCCCCGCCGGGACAAGAGCAUCCGCAUGAGGACACGAGUAGCUGCCAAAACCAGCCUUCUGGGAAUCAUGCCAGAUGAGCUGAAGCACAUCAUCGGAGCCGAUACCACAAGGAAGGGCAUCCUCCGCGUCUUUGACAUGUUUCAGUACCAACCCAUGAACCGUCGCCUAGUCUACGUUUUCCUGGAGGGCUUCCUGGAGACGAUGUUCCCUCAGUACAAAUUCCCUGAGCUCUUUGUCAAGCUGCACUCCCGUUCACCACGCAUCCACAGAUACAACCAGAAACUGAAAUCCACCUCCCUCAAGAGGUGACAGGAGAGGACAGAGGCAGCAGGACAAGGGCCGAUAAGAUACACAGAGACUUGAGAGCUGAGGGUGUGAGUGGCAGCGGUGGGGUUUGAUAUGACUGUUGUUGAGGGGUGUGUGUGUGUGUGUGUGUGAGAGAGAGAGAGAGAGACAGAGAGAAUUCUGCCCUUCCUCUUCCCUCACACAUUGCUGAAGGUGAAAUCGCUCCAUUUUAUCCGGCUGAUAAUUUCUGUCAAGACAGAAACGAAGGACAUGUACACACUCCCCCACACUCGUACACACGCGCAAACACAAAUCUCAUAAUUUGCACCAAGACUAAACUUGGCUGUGUUUUCUUUUUAGUUCCCCUGCUCCAUUUGAGACUUUUUUUUUAGUUGUGUUGAGCGUCAUUCUGGGCCAGCUGAUGCUGCUUUUUCAUGGUCCAGAGAGCCCGACCACAGAUAUCGUGUUGUUUUUAAACUGCAGGACUCAAUAGCAUUAGACCCACACCUUGCCUUACCUUCCUGCUUCUAUCUGUUGGCCAGUGCGGUCCUCCUCCACGUCAGCAAAGUGGCCGCACAGCUGUAAUCAAACCCACCCUCAUGCUGUAGACAUCUAAGCUGCAAAAAUCACUUGCAAACUGUGUUUUCGCAACCAAAAAACGUCGAUAGCACUGGGUUUAAGAGCCGCUGUUUUUAAAAUGUGACAAAUAUGGAUUGAAAGGAGGUUUUUUUUUCUUUCCUUUUUUUUCCUUUCUCGGCCUCAGUGUUUGUCUUGAAUUUCUUCCACCCUUUUUCUCUCUCUCUCUCCCAGGUCUUAGAUCACCUGUACUUCCCUCGGUCAUCCAAUCAAAGAACCCUUUUUAAUGCUACUCUCAUAUCCUGCAGCAACCAAAGCUCAUGCUGUUCGUAUGUGUGUGUACUGUUCUGACAUUGGGGAAACAUUACUGUGUUUCAUAUCACGUAAAGAAAAAGAAUGCAACGUUGACCUUUAAUGACCUGUAAGGUGAGGCUGUGACGACACACUGAGGUGUGUUGUUGUCAGGCACGGCGCGCUGACUAUUCAAGAUUGUACUCUCUGGUCUGUUCUGUAUCUGGCUCGAGCAGAAGUGUGUGUGUGUGUGUGUGCGCGUGUGUGUGUGUGUGUGUGUUUUAGCACAAAGAUGCAACCCUCUUCUGUCAGAAACUGUGCCAGUGUGAGCUAGGGGAACCAGCCUUAAGUCUAUAUACAGUGUACACUGACCAAGAGAUGCACGCUAGAGGUAGCUCUCCUUCACACGACUGAACAUAACAAGGAAAUCAGGAUAGAGAUAUGGAGAUGUGUCCCUAACCACCUUUGGUCGGAGGAAAAACGACUUGGAUUUGGUGCAAUAUUUGUUGUUUUCUUUAAGGCAUGUGCAUUUUUGAAUCAUUGUAUUACUGAAAAUUGUUUUAAUAGUAGAAAAACCGAGAGCGCUUUUCCCAGAGAUGUCCUCUUACCCCCGACAACUUAACAUUCCGUUGUUAUAAAAGUACAAUGUUUAAUUUUACAGACUUGUUUUAUAAGUCUGACUUUUCUUUUUGUAGAUUUAUUUUUUUUCUUUUCGGUGUGCAGGGGGUUAUUUUCCCAUUUAUCCCCAGCCAACUCUUGCAGAAAUAAUCAGAGAUGAUUAUUAGACUGUGGUGGGGGGACAGCUACUUCAGAGGUGGCCUUGAACAACUGCUCUUUCUUUCAUGCAUUCAAGCCUGUGAAGUGUGAAAAGAGGUUUGUUAUUAUGAACUGACCGCUGAAAAGACUCCCCCCAACUCACCCCCCUUCAACACCCAAAAAUUGGGUGAGACAGGUUCACAGAAGAGCUGUGUCUUGUGACCACUAGAAUCACUACUAAUAAGCACUUACUGUAGCAAGUGUGGGAGUCCCACUCCCCCAUUGACUAAACGGCGCCCCAUUCUGCUGCAGUCAUUGGACGGAAACUUCCUCGUCUGCUGUGAUUUGCUUGCACCGAGCUGCCCCGAUGGACUCUGAUUGGUUGAGCAGGACAACAUGGAUUGGACUGGACUGGAGCCUCUCUUACUAGGAGGUGAAUAAUGUGUCCCUUAUGAUGGCAAAGGCGGUAUCACCUUUAACUUUCUGCACACCUCUCCAUACAGGAAGGCUCAUGUUUUUUUUUUUAACCCCAGUAUAUAUGAAUAUGAUAAUGAAAAUUGUGCAUAUCUGUGUACAGUAUGUGUUAAUAGUGUGCCUAAAUGUACUGUCAACUCUAUUUUCAUAUUUUUCUUUAACCUAAAAAAAAAGAAAACAUCAGAAUGUCAUGAUCAUUUUAAGCGACUGAAAAAUGACUUUAGGGUGUUUUGGUUUAUUUUGGCAUCAUGCUUAUCAAAAUUUUCCUUGUGAGCAUUGUGCUCAGAACAGUAUAACACUAAUAAAAAGGUAACUCAGACUAACUGAA